This is a messenger RNA of Gongylonema pulchrum, 432 nucleotides long. Lineage: Eukaryota; Metazoa; Nematoda; Chromadorea; Rhabditida; Gongylonematidae. The record is from the annotation of a GenBank genome assembly.
AUGGCUCGCCGCCCGUUGCUGUCACCAUUCACGCCACGUUUUAACCGUUUUUUCGAUGAUUUUCGAGACUUUGACUUGGAUCGAACAUUUCAACGUCCAUAUUGGGUGGACUGUUCGUUCGAAAAUUCACAUAAGCUCGGUUCCGGUAUUGGACAGGUGACUGAUAAUGAUGAGCACUUCUCAGUGACAAUUGAUGUAUCGCAGUUUGCGCCCGAAGAUUUGAAGGUAUCGGUGAACGAGGGAAUGCUUAUCAUUGAGGGCAAACAUCCAAUGAUCAAAGAUGAAUUUGGAGAGGUUUGUCCCGUUUUUUGUCCCGUUCUUAACUUGCUUUUUAUGUGUUUUUGCAUAUUUGCAAAUGCGAAAACGUAUACUGUGACGACCCAUAGUGUGCGUGUAUGUGUGUGUGUGUAUGUGCCUGUCCGGGUAUUUUAA